Messenger RNA from Miscanthus lutarioriparius, 636 nucleotides. The record is from the annotation of a GenBank genome assembly. Lineage: Eukaryota; Viridiplantae; Streptophyta; Magnoliopsida; Poales; Poaceae.
AUGGGUGACGCGUGCGGGUACGACAACCUGUACAACGCCGGGUACGGCGUCAACAAUGCGGCGCUGAGCUCAACGCUGUUCAACGACGGCGCGUCGUGCGGGCAGUGCUACCUCAUCACCUGCGACACGUCACGUCCGGGCGGCCAGUCCUGCAAGCCGGGCUACUCCAUCACGGUGUCCACCACCAACCUGUGCCCGGCCAACUACGCGCUCCACAACGGCGGGUGGUGCGGCCCGGGCCGGCCCCACUUCGACAUGUCGCAGCCGGCCUGGGAGAACAUCGGCAUCUACGGCGCCGGCAUCAUCCCAGUCCUGUACCAGCAGGUCAAGUGCUCGCGCACCGGCGGCGUGCGCUUCAGCAUCGCCGGCUCCCAGUAUUUCCUGCUCGUCAACAUCCAGAACCUCGCGGGCAGUGGCUCCGUGGGCGCCGCCUGGGUGAAAGGCGACAACACGGGGUGGAUCCAGAUGUCCAGGAACUGGGGCGCCAACUGGCAGGCGCUCGCUGGGCUCGUCGGCCAGGGGCUCAGCUUCGCCGUGACCAGCACAGGUGGGCAGUACAUCCAGCUCCUCAACGUCGUGCCAGGAUGGUGGCAGUUCGGACAGACCUACACCACAACCCAGAAUUUCUACUACUAA